This is a messenger RNA of Drosophila takahashii, 756 nucleotides long. The record is from RefSeq and is a predicted model, not a curated record. Lineage: Eukaryota; Metazoa; Arthropoda; Insecta; Diptera; Drosophilidae.
AUGUCGGCGGCGGUGGAUGGGAUGGGAAGCUCCACUCCAUUCCGCAGUUGCCCCGGCAACAGCAACAAUAACAACAGCAGCAGCAGCUGUUUGUGGGGACUCACGCACCAGCAGCGCUACGUGAAUCCCAGCCAUGUCCAAGUACUCGAAGCUGGCCCGGGGCUCUGUGAUCUGCUGAUCUGGGCGGCUCUCAGUGUGGCCAGUGUGCUCCUCCACAAGCUGGUGCGUCCCUUCCGGAGGGGAUUCUUCUGCGGCGACGAAUCCCUCGGUUAUCCGCACCGGGAUAGCACGAUUGGUCACGAGCUGAUCAUCGCCAUUGCCCUCGGAGUGCCCACAGCCGUGAUCGCUGUGGUGGAGCUGUUCAAGCAACUGCCGGAGUCGGGUGGCAAGAAGGAUGGCUGCCGGAUUGGCCACCGUCUGGGCCACCUGUACAGGCAGGCCAUCUUCUACCUGUAUGGCCUAGCCAUGGUCACCUUCACCACGAUGCUCUCGAAGCUGUGCAUCGGCCGUCUGCGACCCCAUUUCUACGCCGUCUGCCAACCCAUGUUGCCCGAUGGAAGUGGCUGCCAAGAUGCCCAGAACCUGGGUCGCUACAUCGACAGCUUCACGUGCAGCAACGCCAACAUGUCCGACUUCCAGUUUAAACAGCUCAACCAAUCCUUUCCCAGUGGCCACGCCAGCAUGGCCAUGUACGCAAUGCUUUACCUUGUAGGAUUGCUUGUCUUUUGGCUAAGAUUGCUUUCGGCCCAAAAGUAG